Molecule: messenger RNA, 1011 nt
Organism: Neoarthrinium moseri
Lineage: Eukaryota; Fungi; Ascomycota; Sordariomycetes; Amphisphaeriales; Apiosporaceae
Exons: 5
Coding region: 1-1011 (336 amino acids)
Molecular function (GO): oxidoreductase activity
Source: RefSeq, a predicted model, not a curated record
AUGGCUCAUGUUUGGAGUGGUGGAGGAGACAUUUCUAAGGAAGGAGUGGGCCAUAUGAGCUUUCUCGAACUGUCGGCUUUCGACCCCAUCUUCUGGUUACAUCACAAUUUCAUCGACAUGAUCUUGGCGAUCUGGCAGACUGAGACUAAGAACAAGUUGGUCUUAUUGUCACACUAUGAGUUCUCUUCACUGACGCUAUCCAGUUUCUGGUUCGAUAACUUGGAACCCGGCGACCCCAACGCAACCGAUCCCCUAUUGCAAUUCUACACGGCCGAUGAGCAGCCUUUCACCAAUGAUAUCAAAGACUGGACGGUCUUCAACUACACACACGACAUUCUGGCUCCCAAGCCUUCGCAGAUGAAGCCCGACGGCAGCUUGGACGAGGAGAAGCACCUCGCUGACCUUGCCGCAGAAAUUAACAAGCGCUAUUCCACAUCUUGCUCGGAGGUGCUCUCAGCCCGGAGCAUGCGUGCCGAAGCCGCACCACAGUCGCCUCACUACAUCAUCAAUGUCACCUACGACAAACACGCCCUGAAGGAGCUAUAUAGCAUCCACCUCUUCGCGGGCCCGCUCGACCUGGCCUACGACUCGGACCGCGCCCAGCCUAACCGUCUCGGCACCGUCUUCACGUUCUCGCGCUUCAACCCGGCCGAGACGUGUGCCAGCUGCAAGGGCCAGAUCAACCAGGGCGAUCUGUCUACCGGACAGAUCCCGAUCAUGGGCGCCAUGACCAAGGACGUGGAGGACCCCUUCGUGGCGGACGCAGACGGUAUGGAUCCGGACAGGAUAGGACGCUACCUGGAGCGCUUCCUGGUCUGGAAGAUCGUGACGCUCACUGGGCGCGAGGUCCAGCCAGGAGACGUGCCCGGCCUGAAAAUCACGGUCUUUGCCGGGCGCGCCGAACAUUCGCACGCCACCGACCACUUGUCUGCCUACAGCAACUACAAGCCGGUCUUCAGAGCGACGGCUGGGAAGCCAGGGGGCGCGUCUGAAGAACUGGGUGCGUAUUGA